GAGGCGUCGUUGGUCAAACACAUGCAUUCUGGUUGGAUUGAGAUGGGGGAUUUCUAACUACCUUGGGUCAAUUGAAGGAAUGCACAAUGAUAAACCCCCCGAGUUUUAGGCAGGCAACCCAGAGAUUGAUGCUCGGAUGGCUUACGCCUACGUUCGGUACUAGCGUGGUCCGCAAACUCCGCUUUCUUGUUAUCCCGGUGGUGCUAACCCGGUGAGGAAUGCGAAGCUAUCCGAAGCUUCGAUGUCGUGGUGUAUAAAGAUGAUUGGAUCUUUUCGACAGGUGAUUGAAACCACUGGCGUUUGUUUCAUUUCAUAACCUCGCAAGGGAGCUGUCCACCAUAUUCUUUCUUGACUCAAGCUUUCUCUCGCGAUUUCAAUCCUCAUCAAAAACAUACACAAAAUGGUCACCCGCGCCCAAGUCCAACACUCCAACGCCGCCCUCACGGCACAAACCGCGCCCCGAACGGCCGUCUUCUUCGGCGGGACAUCGGGUAUCGGCAAGCUCACCCUCAUCGAGCUCGUGUCCCUCGGCCAUCCCAUCCGGGUCUACAUUGCGGGCCGGAAAGCAACAGAGCCGGCGAUGAGGCCUGUCCUCGAGGACCUACGACGAAAGAACCCCCGGGCCGAGUUGGUUUGGGUCGAGGCGGAGGUUUCGUUGUUGGCUGAGACGAGGAGGGUGUGUGAGGUUGUUAAAGAGAAAGAGACGAGUCUUAUUUUUUUGUGUUUGACGGCUGGGUAUGCGCCUUUUGGGGGGCGGAACGAUACUUCGGAAGGGAUAGAUGUCUGCCAUUCUCUGGAGUACUACUCCCGCAUGCUCGCAACCCUCCACCUCCUCCCCCUCCUCCGCGCCUCCGCAUCCGCAUCCACCUCAACCUCAUCCUCCCCCGGCCCCACCCCGCGCGUCCUCACCGUCCUGGCAGGAAGCAUGCUCUCCACGCGCAUCGACGCAACAGACCUCAACCUCACGCGCUCGUCGCCCAGCAGCGGCAGCAGCAGACUCUUUGGCUUCAAGACGCAGACGCACAUGGCAAUCAUGAACACCCUCUUUCUAGAUACACUCGCCGCCGACCCGGCUAAUGCGGGAGUCGGGUUCGUGCAUAAUUGGCCUGGGGCGGUGGAUACGGGGAACAUGGCGCGGUAUCAUACGCCGACGUGGUGGAGUCCGUUCCCGUUGACGAACUUGUUGAGGCCGUUGUUUUUGGUGAUGGGGUUUGAGGAACGGGAGGCGGGAGAGAGGCAUGUUUAUUUGGGGACGAGUGGACGGUUUGGUGGGAGGAAUGAACAGAAGGAAGGGGAGGGGGAAAAGGGAUGUAAGAACACGAGGGGGGAGGAGGGGAGGAAUGGGUUGUUUUUGGUGAAUCAUAAGGGGGAGGUUUCGUAUAGUGAGAGUGCUUUGGAGGCGUUGAGGGGGGAUGUGCAGGGGAAGGUUUGGGAUUUGACGAUGGAGAUUUUGGGGCCAUUUUUGUGAGGUGUCUUUCUGGGUUGGUGGUUGAGGGAGGGUAUACCGGGACUUUUGAGGUAUGGAUGACAAGAUUGAUGCAGGGCUUUUGUGGUUACGGCUGAGGUCAUUCAUGCAGAUGAACUAUCUCCUACUAUUGUCUUGAUGGACGGACCCCUAAUAUCUUAAUCUGGGUCAAUUUGAAUUGAUUUUGUGUAUUUUGACAAGGCUAUGACACAUGAUGACUGAAAUUGUUUGGAGAUUAUAUGGCCAUGGUUGUGUCCUAGUGCUGAAUUCAGUCUUUAUAUAAGACUUCCCAUGAGAGUAGUACCUAGCACCAUGAUCGAAGCUACUUUAGUUGAUAGUCUUGCCUCAACUUCGGUCUUCAAAUAUUGUGUUGACUAUUUAUUCUGGAUAAUCGUGCCGAGAAGGAGUUU
This is a messenger RNA of Colletotrichum phormii, 1875 nucleotides long. RefSeq lists its product as uncharacterized. The transcript is spliced from 2 exons. The coding region runs from base 401 to 1468 and encodes 355 amino acids. The record is from RefSeq and is a predicted model, not a curated record. NCBI's taxonomy places the organism in Eukaryota, Fungi, Ascomycota, Sordariomycetes, Glomerellales, Glomerellaceae.